Messenger RNA from Anthostomella pinea, 1974 nucleotides. The record is from the annotation of a GenBank genome assembly. Lineage: Eukaryota; Fungi; Ascomycota; Sordariomycetes; Xylariales; Xylariaceae.
AUGGACGAUUCCGACCUGCACAAUGCCUUCCACGAUGAAGGCCCCGGGGGCGAGGACACCAUACUCUCGCCACGGGGUAUCGAAGCCUUUACUCGAAAAGUAACAACAACCGCGAGCCACCUAGCAGGCCACGCAUCCAAUCCGAAUGAUAACCAUUACCGCAAUGCCAUGACCCAAGUACACAAGUCGAUGCGUCGCCCGGGUAUGCAGCGAAGCAUGUUCUCCAUGGCCAAAACCACUCCCACCGACCUUGUGCGCUCCAAAUUCUCGACCUCGGAGAUCCAGUCUCGCGCUCUAUCAUACCUAUCCGACGACAUGCUCAAGAACAUACCCGAAGAUGACAACUCAUACUCGCUCUUUCAGGGGUUCAGCGCCAGCUUCCCCGAGUUGACUGACGAAGGCAAGAAGCACAGGAGAAGGGUGUCGCGGGGUAGAAAAAUGCUGGAGGAAUCACCGUCGGCGCCCGAGAGCCCGCAGCAUCUUCACAAGCUCAAGAAAGAGAGGUCGUCCUUGAUGCACGAGCUCGAAAUGCUCGGGAUACGAAAGAACAUGGCCAGCAGCGAGAUCCGCGAGAUUGAUAACAAGAUCGCCAACCUCGGUGGCAUGCGGAGGAUCAUCCUCGAGAGACUGGCCGGGUUGGAGCAAGAGGAGGCACUGUUAGAACACGAUAUUGUGGAUAUGGAAGGUCGGAUAGACGAUGCGCAAGUGCUUGUGGACGAAGCUGAGUCGAUAGCUGCUGCGACACCUAUAAGAACAGACGAGGACGACUUGGUAACGGACCAAGAUGCCCAUGAGUUCAUGUCACAGUCUGUCUACGAGCAGCUCCCAUCUGCGUCCAGCACUCCGUCUAAGCCUAGGAGACACAAGACUGUCCGGCGGAAAUCGAUGCCGAUACUGCAUGAACAUUUUGACCCGGGGUUCAAUAUUAGGGAGAUCAAGGCUCACCAGGACAACAUCACAGCGAUGGAUUUUGAUGUACCAUUUGGCACCAUGAUCACGUCGGCCAUGGACGACACAGUCAAGGUUUGGGAUCUUAACGCGGGACGAUGCAUAGGGAUGCUUGAGGGACACACUGCUUCCGUAAGAGCUCUGCAGGUAGAGGAUAAUCUCCUUGUUACCGGUUCGAUGGAUGCUACUAUCCGGCUAUGGGAUCUCAGCAAGGCGCAUUACGAUCCACAGGGUAGCCAAUUCGGAAGAGAGGACGAGGAAGAUGACGGAAUGGCUUUUGAGAACGCCGACGACCAACCUGUCGACCCACCGGAAGGAAGCAUGGAUGAGUGCCCGCUGUUCACCUUGGAAUCACACGUGGACGAAAUCACAGCCCUUCAUUUCAGGGGAGAUGUCCUGGUCUCAGGCUCAGCGGACAAGACACUUAGGCACUGGGACCUUCAAAAGGGGCGAUGUGUGCAGACAUUGGAUGUCAUGUGGGCAGCGGCGCAAGCGUCCGUGUCACUGGACACGGGCGAGGGUUCCUGGAGACAAACCAAUCGACCUGCUUCACGCUCCGCCGACUUCAUAGGCUCUGUGCAAGUAUUCGAAUCUGCACUGGCCUGCGGUACCGCUGACGGAAUGGUUCGACUCUGGGAUCUGCGAAGCGGACAAGUCCACCGCAGCCUUGUCGGGCAUACUGGUCCGGUCACUUGUCUGCAGUUUGAUGAUGCACACCUCGUGACGGGCAGUCUGGAUCGAAGUAUUCGAAUAUGGGAUCUCCGAACGGGAUCCAUCUUCGAUGCCUACGCAUACGACAAUCCGGUCACGAGCAUGUCGUUCGACAGCCGUCGCAUCGUUAGCGCGGCGGGCGAGGACGUCGUCAAGGUGUACGACAAGAUGGAGUCACGGCAGUGGGACUGCGGCGCGGGCAUCACGGAGGCGGAGGAGAACCGGACGCCUGCCAUCGUCGAUCAUGUCCGCGUCAAGGAGGGGUACCUCGUCGAGGGACGUCAAGAUGGCAUCGUGGGCGUGUGGGCUUGCUAG